UAAAAUGUAUGAAAUCCCUAAUAUAUAAAAGUUCAAAAACAUGUGUCUCUUACUGCCUCUGGAUUCCACCGCCCUAAGCCCACCAUCAACGCCACCGCCACCGCCACCAUCACCUCCACCGCUGCUAUUCGCCGCCGGUAGCUUUUCACGGCAGUAAAGGUUACUAUACAUAUUAUGGAUGGGUUACCUGCAAAUAUCUUUUAGUUGACUUGAUAGUGUACAAAAUUCCAGUCUUACGUACCCUGUGAGCUCCCCAACCCUUCUAUAUACUCAGAUACUUAAAAUCUAUGAAGCCACAAAGAGAAGAUUCAGAAAAUCAGAGUUACUGGUUUGUCUGAGAGCUUUUGAGUUUCUUUUCAAGCUAUGGCCUCCAAGGACGGGCUUAAGGAAAAUGAGGCAGUCGAGAAACCCUCAGAAAUUGAUAGAGUCGAAAAAUCCAUCAACCAAGUGGGCGAAAGUUCUAUUGUCUUGCCGCGUGUUGUGCGUAUUUACAUGCCGGACAGUGACGCCACAGACUCAUCUAGUGACGAGGAGGAAAAGCUUCAAGGAGAGAAGUCCAAGAGACAUGAAAGGACGUGUAUAAAGGAAAUCAUCAUUGAGAAUGGAAAGACCAGGGUCAUUUCAAAGAAGACGUCCAAAGAGAAGAAAGAUAUAAAGCUGCUCCCAGGAAAUGUGAAGAAGUACAAGGGAGUUAGACAACGAAGAUGGGGCAAAUGGGCAGCAGAGAUCCGAGACACAAAAAACAAAACUCGGCUUUGGUUGGGCACUUUUGACACUGCUGAAGAAGCUGCUUUGGCUUAUGAUAAGGCAGCCAUUGAAAUAAGAGCAAUGGCCUCCAAGGAAGAGCUUCAGGUAAAAGAGGGAGUCAAAAAACCUUUAGCAACUGAUGUAGUCGAAAAAUCCAGCAAUCAAGUGGGCAAAAUUUCCCAUGUCUUGCCGCGUCUUGUACGUAUUCACGUUCCGGACCAUGACACAACUGAUGUAGUCGAAAAAUCCAGCAUUCAAGUGGGCGAAAUUUCCCAUGUCUUGCCGCGUCUUGUACGUAUUCACGUUCCGGACCAUGACACAACUGACUCCUCUAGUGACGAGGAGGAGAAGGUUGAAGAAGAGAAGUCUGAGGGACAUGAAAGGAUGUGUGUCAAGGAAAUCAUCAUCGAGAAUGGAAAGACCAAGGUCAUUUCAAAGAAGACGUCCAAAGAUAGAGACUUAAAUCUGAUGCAAGAAAAUGUGAAUAAGUACAGGGGAGUAAGACGGCGAAAAUGGGGCAAGUGGGCAGCAGAGAUUCGAGAUACAAGAAAGAAAACUCGGGUUUGGUUGGGAACUUUUGACACUGCCUUAGAAGCUGCUUUGGCUUAUGACAAGGCAGCCAUUGAAAUAAGAGGUGCUAAUGCUUUGACAAACAUCCUCAAGCCACCACCGAAGAAAAACAACCCCAUCAAGAUCAACUUCAUCGUGCCACCACUAAAAAGACACAAGGCGGAUCUGUAGUUCAGAUAAACUGGAUUGGUUCAACCUUCCAUAGGCGGAUCCAUUAAUUAUGAGGUUCAAAAGUUAAUAUAUGUUGAACUUUUAGUAGUUUUUCACAUAUACAUCUGUGUACCGUGUGAAGAAUUCUAGGUUCAUUUGAACCCGUUAAACAAAAGCUGCAUCUGCAUCUGCUUCUGAAGGGGGAGAUCAAUUUCUUUUAGCCACCAUCUUUACCUACAGAUGAUGCCGGGGAUUGAAACUGCUUUACCGUUUUUCUGUACAUUUUAUUUAGUGUUAAACUUGGUUAGUUCCCAGCUAACUGAGAUGUUCUUAAAGCAUGUACAGUGGUUUUGUAAUGCUUUACUGCAUGUUUUUGAUAUAGAGGAAACUGCAGCUUCCUUA
This is a messenger RNA of Solanum dulcamara, 1869 nucleotides long. RefSeq lists its product as uncharacterized. Gene Ontology annotation, biological process: regulation of DNA-templated transcription. The transcript is spliced from 4 exons. Lineage: Eukaryota; Viridiplantae; Streptophyta; Magnoliopsida; Solanales; Solanaceae. The coding region runs from base 364 to 1488 and encodes 374 amino acids. The record is from RefSeq and is a predicted model, not a curated record. Gene Ontology annotation, molecular function: DNA binding; DNA-binding transcription factor activity.